UUGAUUAAAACUGGAACGGCAUACAAGAAAAAAAAAUAGUCGACGUGCGACUAAGAUAUGAAACUAAUUGCGAGUAAUUGUCAUUUCGCUCGUUGUUGCCACCGAGCUGGAAGCAGGGGCACCACGUGACUCCUCUAGUGCUCGAGCCUGCUCUGUUUGUUCAGCCAGAGAGGCAGAGAAGAAGAAAGAUGGCGGCUCUAGGCGAACCUAAACGGGACGCCGGGCUAACGUUUUGAGCUUUCAAACCCGAAAGGACACGAGGGCUCCACGGGUUCACCGCCGGGACAGCUUUGUAAGGGUGCCGCUUUCGCUCGCCUUCGUGGAGGUUAAAUCAACGCAAACAUUGGGAUCGUAAAAUACUAGAUUCCGCUCUAUCAUGAGAGGGAAAAGGGGCAGGCCGCCCAAACCGCUACAAGCCGAGGACUCGUCUCCAGCUACGGCCCGAGGCUUGAGACCCAGGAGGAAUCUGAAGCCCAGGUUCAGGGACAGCGGGGACGAGGACGCAGAGAGCCCCACGAGGGAGCCCGCCAAGGCGGCCAAGAAGAGGAAAGCGGGAUCCGUCACGUCAACACGGGGCAGGGGACGAGGCAGAGGAGGAGGUUGUGGGAGAGGUGGAGGUUGUGGGAGAGGAGGCAAAAGGGGCCGUGGAGGGAAGCGGACGGUUGCGUCCAAAACAGUGGUGUACGACGAUCACGAGAGCGACGAGGACGACGAUGCUGUCAGUCUGAGGUCGGAGGAGGACGAGUUUGUGGAGGAGGAACCUCAAUCCGAGGAGGACGAGGCCCUCAAAGAGGAGUCAGACUGCCUUGAAGAUGAUGUGCUGGACGAGGAGGAGGAGGAGGCGGAGGAUGAUGCCAGCUACUGUACAGAGAGUAGCUUUCGGAGUCAGAGCACACACGCCAGCACUCCGGGGAAGAAAAAAGUCCGGCCUCCCCGACCUCGCACUCCCAUCUUCGAGGAGAAGGAGAUUCCUCCUCUCGAGCUUCCCGACACCUCCCAGGAUCUCCUGGUGCCCAGCGAAGAGCUGCUCAACGCCGCCUCCAUCUACGAGGUGCUGCGUAACUUCAGCACGGUGCUGCGUCUCUCCCCCUUCCGCUUCGAGGACUUCUGUGCGGCACUGGUCGGCCAGGAGCAGUGCACUUUGAUAGCGGAGACCCACAACGCCCUCUUGAAACUCAUCCUACGCGAGGAGGACACCUCCAACACCACCUUCGGCCCCGCUGACCUCAAGGACAGCGUCCACUCCACUCUGUACUUCAUCGACGGCAUGACGUGGCCCGAGGUGUUGCGGGCGUACUGUGAGAGCGACCGGGAGUACCAUCACGUCCUGCCGUACCAGGAGGUGGAUGAGUAUCCCUACGGACCGCUCGAAAGCAAGAUCAAGGUGUUGCAGUUUUUGGUGGACCAGUUUCUCACCACCAACAUCGCCCGCGAGGAGCUGAUGUCCGACGGCAGCAUGCUGUACGACGACCACUGCCGCGUGUGCCACCGCCUGGGCGACCUGCUGUGCUGCGAGACCUGCUCGGCGGUCUACCACCUGGAGUGUGUGAAACCACCGCUGGUGGCGGUUCCGGAGGACGAGUGGCAGUGUGAGAUUUGCGUGGCGCACAAGGUGCCGGGUGUCACAGACAGUGUGACGGAGGCGCAGAAGAACAGGCCCUACAUCCGCCAGGAGCCCAUUGGAUACGACCGCCACCAGAGGAAGUACUGGUUCCUGAACAGAAGGAUUAUUGUCGAGGUGGACAGCGAGCACGAGAAGAAGAAGAUCUGGUACUACAGCACCAAGGCCCAGCUAGAGGAGCUCAUGGACAGCCUGGAUCGGCAGUACUGGGAGACGGACCUCCACGCCACCUUGGAGGAGAUGAAGGAGGAGGUGCAGGCCCACAUGACCAUCACGGAGGACCUCACCAACAGAGGCCGCGGAAACAACAGAUCCUACCUCUCUGCUGCCAACGAUGUGAUCAUGGAGCGCAUAAAGAUCCGGCGGGAAGCAAAGAGGCGGACAGAGGACCCGAAACAGGAAGCAGGAACGGGCUCUGUUAAAGCAGCGGAGGACGAGCUCCCCCCGCUGCUCGACAACGGAGAGUGCAAAGACGCCGAGGCCAAGGAAGACGCUGGUUCACAAGCCGCCGCGGUUCCCCCUGCUGCUGAGGACAGCCGCGUGUCUGACCUGAGCGCCGGCUCGGCCGCCCAGGACGCAGCCGGGCCUAAAACGGAGUCCCUCGAACCCAACGGGGAACCGCAGCCCGCUCAGUCUGGGAGCCAGGAGAGCGGGGAGUCCCCUUCGGUGGCGAAGCAGGAACGGACAGGUGAAGGUGUGAAAGCGGAGUCUAGCAGCGAGGACAAGCGCCCUGACGUUUCUCAAGAUCGGCCGCGGUCAUCUCAACCAGAGGCGAGCCACAGCCAGGCUUCAGACCUCAGGAAACCGGAGCAGCCUGACCUGGCCGAUCGGUCCUCCCGGUCCUCUUUCACCAGCCAGGAUGGGACAGACGAGUACACCAAUAGGGUCAAGAGUGAUAACGGGAGACCGGCCGGACGGGAAUCGAAUAACCAAACGGCCAGAGGCAGCAAAGAGUCCUCUCCUGUGCGCUGCGACGGCGAAUCGUCGCGUCUCAGCUUCUUAAAAAGGGACCUGACGGUGAACUUGAACAACUUGUUCAAACUGGGCCAGGAGGGUAAAUACAGGGUCUACCACAACCAGUACAGCACCAACGUCCUGGCCCUGAACAAGCACCAGCACCGCGAGGACCACGACAAGAGACGCCACCUCUCCCACAAGUUCAGCCUGACCACCGCGUCGGAGUUCAAGUGGAACGGCUCCAUCUACGGCUCGCGGAGCCUGACCGUCUCCACCCUGCGUCUCACCAUUAUUCAGCUGGAGACCAAUGUCCCGGGACCAUUUAUGCAUCCUAACUGGGCGUCGCACAGGACCAACUGGAACAAAGCAGUGCAGAUGUGCAGCAAGGCCCGGGAAUUUGCUCUGGCCUUGGCCAUACUGGAGUGUGCCAUCAAACCCGUGGUGAUGCUGCCAGUAUGGAAAGAUUCUCUUGGACACACGAGGCUACUUCGUAUGACCUCCAUGGAGCGGGAGGAUAAGGAGAAGGUGAAAAAGCGCGAGAAGAAGCUGGAGGAUGAGGAGACACUGCUACAGGCCACCUGGGUGAAGUACACCAUCCCCAUUAAGCACCAGGUGUGGAAGCAGAAAGGGGAGGAGUACAGAGUGACCGGGUAUGGUGGCUGGAGUUGGGUCAGCAAGACUCAUGUGCCGCGGUUCGUCCCAAAGCUGCCAGGGAACACAAACGUUAACUACCGCAAAGAGCUGGAGGCUAAAAUGAGGAAGCAAAAUGCAGCGGCUUAUACUAAUAAGCAGAAAAAGUUGACGGAAAAUAAGAAGCAGGAUCCUCGGAACGCACCGCACGGGGACAAUGAGCAAGCGUCCGUCACUGCUUCAUCUCAGAGCACUUCAUCAGAGGAGGACUGCAAACCCCCGACCCCAAAGGAGGAAGAAAAGCCCACGGAGGAGGAGCAGGGAAAGAAAGAAGAAGAGAAGAGUGAAGAUGAAAAAAUGGAGGUUGACCCCUGCUCAGAAACUGCUUCUUCAAAUGUCGAGAAAGAUCAAGCUGAAAACAGAGACUCCUCCUCGCCCUCUGUGUCGCCUGUGAGGGAGGAGCCAAUCCAGAAAGUUGAACAACCCAAGAGUGAGGCGACCACUGCGUCAAAGACCUACUACGAUGUUGUGAACGUCAGCGAGGGCUUCCAGCUGCGGACAGCUUACAAGAAGAAAGUGAAGCCUUCCAAACUGGAUGGGCUUUUGGAGCGGCGGGUGAAACAGUUCACCUUGGAGGAGAAGCAGAGGCUCGAGCGAUUAAGACAGGCUGCACUGCUGUCCAAAAAUGCUGCCACAAAGCCUACAUCCGGAGUUAAGACUGAAGGAUCCACAUUAGGGAAACAGCAGCCUGCUGUGACCCCGUGUGUGAAAAAAGAGGAGGAGGGCCCUCAGGUGAAAGACCACGUGGUUAAAAAGCUUAACUUUGAGCAGGAGCAGACGAAGAUAAAGGCCGACACGGACGUCAAAUCCGAAACCACGGAACCCAACCGCAGCAAGCAGACGGAGGUAAAUGCUGCGCAGGGGAACUGCGGGGAGACCGUAGCUCACAAAGAAGUGAACGGAGGACCCCUAUCGAGCACCGAGCCCAACGGUAAAAACAAUUGUAUAUCGGACGCAAUAGAAAGUAAAGAAAAAACACAGAGGCCAGAGGUGGCUCGAGUGGGAGAGAAUGCUAAGAAACGUGGGUACGAGGAAAUGGAGCAGAGCUGUGGACAGAGCACGGAGGUAGACCAAAGCCAGACCGGGCCUGUGCAGGUGAACGGGAAAACUGGGCUCACCGCCCCUGCAGACUCCAACACCAACUCGGACCCAGCCAGUCAAGACCAAGGUAACAUCAAAGAGACUGUCAAGUCUCUGAUGAAUGGUAAGCUCUCUCAAAAUGAUGUCUCCGACAUAUGUCACCCACCUCCCCUGAAAGUCCCAAAAUUAGAGAACCACGUGGCAGAGAAAGGAGACGCUCUCAACAAGGCUGUGGAUGUGGCCAUGGACGGAGAGGGGACACUACCCGCUAAGCCUCCUUCCUCGAGCCCUUCUUGCCUGAAUAGUAAUAACGGCGGUAGCAAAGGUUUGAACACCUCAGCUGACGCCACCACCGCGGAGUCCCAAAAUGUGGCGACAACCGAUCUGUCCAGCAAGAUCAGUAAGUCUGAUGCGACGCCUCAAGCGGCAAGCAGCGCAGUCUCCUCUGUCGUCACCACCACCCAGCUCAGCUCCAGGGCAUUUGGCUCUCAGAGGACUAAACCGCCAAUAGCCGACACCAAGACGGGCCCUUCAACCAGCUCCAUGACGAUCAGUAAGGAGUAUUCCACCAAAGACCGGAUCAGCCUUCUCAGGUUCUCCAAGUCCAAGAAGGCCCGCUCAGGGACGGCCCUGCCGUCCUACCGCAAGUUCGUCACCAAGAGCAGCAAGAAGAGCAUCUUCAUCCUGCCUAAUGACGACCUGAAGAGAAUGGCGAGGAGGGCGGGUAUCAGAGAGGCGCCCAUCUUCAACUACAACGCCAAGCCCGCCCUGGAUAUAUGGCCCUACCCCUCACCUCGGCCCACUUUUGGGAUCACGUGGAGGUACCGUCUCCAGACUGUGAGGUCGCUAGCUGGGGUCAGCCUGAUGCUGAGGCUGCUGUGGGGCUGCCUGAGGUGGGACGACAUGGCUGUUAAGCCCUCUGCUGCUGUGGGGACGACACGGAAAGAAACCACGGACACGGACAUCACCACAACAGAGAUCAUAAAACGGAGAGACGUGGGGCCUUACGGCAUCCGCUCAGAGUACUGCAUCAGGAAGAUCAUCUGUCCGCUCGGAAACAGAGACGCUCCCAAAGAAACGCCCACUCCACAGAGGAAAGGCCUGCGCUCAAGUGCCUUGAGGCCGAAGAAGCACGAGCCAGCGAAGCUGACCGGGCCUAUAGCUGUGGAGACAUGGGUGGCUGAAGAGGACCUGGAGCUGUGGGAGAUCAGGGCUUUUGCUGAAAGAGUUGAGAGGGAGAAGUCGCAGGGUAUUGAUUCCUCUAAGACUGGUAGUAGUCUGAAGACGGCAGAGGAAGUCAAGGCCCAUCUGGAGAAUCAGCUGAAACAGGCCAGACUUGCUGCCCAACAGAAACGUCUGGAACCGCUGAGGCCGGGUACACCCGCCGGCACUCCCACCACCUCGGCCGGCACUCCCAGCACCCCGGCGUUCGUGGGCCAGAGGACAGGUCAGGUCACACCCGGAGCUAAGAUGGUCCUGGCCUCCAAACUGAGCCCUCCGGUUUCCUUUCAGCAAGACAAGAACUUCCAUCAGUCUUUUGCGUCCUGGGUGAAGCAGGGUCAGACCAACAACACCUCAGCCCCCGUUGGCUCGGUGACCACCGUGGCUAGCGGCGUCGCCACCUCCGAGCAAACCUUCCAGAUCGCUGGCAGCCCAUUGGCUGUGGCUGGCCAGGUCCUCGCCGCCAAACUCCCGCUCCCCGCUAACAGCAAGAUUGUCACGCUCAACGUGCCCACCGCACAAGGAGGCGUAGUCCAGCAGAAAGUCCUGGGCAUUUUCCCCUCGGGGCCCCCUGCGAACCUGAGGACGUACAGCACACUACACCCUACGACUGGCAACAUCAACCUCAGAGCCAGCACCUCCUCUACCACCCAGCAGCAGGUUGUCGCAGCAGGAGGCCAAAUGCAGCCUGUGACGACGAUGGGCCAGUCCCUGACCCCAGCUACCUCUGUGGGCGCAGCAAUGGCCGGAGGUCCAGCCUUGGCUCAGCAAGGCCAACCUCAGCCGGCUGUGACACAGAUGGGUCCUGCUUCUACACCUGUUCAGAGGGCAGCGGGUCCUGCACCAACACCUCAUGCAGCCACCACAGCACCUGGACAGUCACCUGUAGCUUCGUCCCAGACCAACAGACCACAGCAGGGUCAAGUUAAGCUCACUAUGGCACAGCUCCUGCAGCUGACACAGGGUGCUCAGGGUGGAAACCCAGGUCUGACUGUGGUGAUCCAGGGUCAGGGCCAGACCCAGGGACAGCUGCAAAUCAUCCCCCAGGGAGUAACAGUCAUUCCCGUUCCUGGUCAGCAGCUAAUGCAGGCAGCCAUGCCCAACGGCCAGGUCCAGCGCUUCCUCUUCACUCCCAUCCCCCCAUCCUCAUCAGCCGCAACUUCAGCACCCACUCAGACCCCUCAAGCCCAAAUCUCAACGCCGACUCAAGCCGGAACCCCUGCGCAAGUCCAGACGACUCCCUCGGCCCUAGGCCAAACCCAAAUGCCAUCCCCCGUACCCGCUCCAACGCAAAUGCCAAGCUUGGCGCCCACAGUCCCUGUGCAAACCCGAGUUGCAGCCGCUACCACCCCGUUAUCAGUCCCUGCACAGUCUCAAAUAUCCACUCCUGUGCCGGCCCUGCCUCACGUUGCAGCCCAGGCCUCCACACCAGCCUCUGUCCCCGCACAACCCCAAGUGGCAAGAACUGUGCCUACCCCGUCACAAAAUGCAGGCCCGGCCAUGUCUCAGACAGUCUUCGCCUCAGCUUCAACCCCUGCGCAAACCCAGGUCUCCACCCUCGCCCCAGGUUCAUUCCCAACACAAACUGCAGCGUCGCUCCCUGUCACGGGACACGUCGCACCUCAAGCCCAGAUCCAGACCCAUGCCUUCAGCCAUGUCCCUGCUUUAGCCCCGGUCUCAGUCAAGGCGGCCGCCACAGCAGCCGCUUCUAACUCGGCCCAAACGUUUGCUUCCCCCUCUCUUCCCUCGCCUGUCCAAGUUCCAACCCCGGCUCUUGCUCCAGUCUCUGCUCCCGUCCUAGCUGUUGUGUCCACCACCCAUAUCGCUGUCCCGUCCCCAGCCAGAGCUCUCACCCAAAUCCAGGCCACGGCACCGGUUCCCCUUCACGCUGCUGUGGCCAACGCAGUCGUCACACCAGUCACCGCCACCUUUACAACACCCUCAGUGCCAGCUCUGACCGAGCAGAGGGCAGCUCAGCCCCAGGUUUGGACUCCGGCCUCAUCUCAAGCUCAGACUCCUGUUCAGCCAGCUCAGCAGGCUGCUGCUCCAGCGCAGACACUCGGCCUCGCCACUGUGCCCGCUUCUGCAUCGGUCUCCAUGCAUCCAUCACCUGUCGCCCUUCUGCCUCCAGCAGCUCUUCCUCCUCAAGCUCAAGGACACGUCCAGCACCCUACCGUUGUGUCCAUGCAGCAUGUGUCUCAAAUCCCGGUCUCAGCAGUGCAGGUUCAUAUGGGACUACCAGUCUCUUCUGUUGUUACUACGGUCAGACCCACGCAGCCUCAGCUCCAGCCCCAAACCCUUGCUCAACUUCAACCCCAGCGUCAAACCCAGAUCCGUGCACAGAUUCAGGUCCAGCCCUUUGGCCAAGUCCAACAAAUGCCUCACAUUCCGACUCAAGCCCAUCUCCAGGCGCAAGCCCAAAGCCACCCCCAGGUCCGAGUUCAGUUUCAGCCACAACCUCAGCAACCGCCCCAUGCCCAAGUACAGCCCAUUGCUCAAAAUCAACCUCAGGUGCAGUUUCAGUCCCAAAACCAAACUUUGACCCAGCCGCAGGUCCAGGCCCAGCUCCAAACAAGGGUCCAGCCUCAGUACUACCCCCAGGUACAGGCUUCAUUUCAAACACAGGCUCAAACCCAACCCCAGGUCCAAUCUCAACCCCAGGUUCAGUCUCAGGCCCAAACUCAGUUACAGCUACAGCCCCAGAUCCAAACCCAACUGCAUCCCCAGGUUCAGGUCCAGUUCCAGCAACAGAGCCACGGUCACCCACAACUACAGACCCUGCAGCAACCCCAGGUACAAACUCAAGUCCAAACCCAGCCCCAGUUUCAAGUCCAGUCACCGCAGCAGACCCAGGUCCAGCAACAGCUUCAGGUCCAAGCCCAACCCCAAGUCCAAGCUAAGCUCCAAGUCCAGUUCCAGCCUCAGAACCAAACUCAAGUUCAAGCGCAGCCUCAGCUUCAGGUCCAGUCUCCGAUCAGGCAUCAGCUCAUCACCGUUCCAGGCCUCCAACAGCCUGUCCAGCUUCUCUCGGCUCUGCCGCCCCAUGUUGCUGCUCAGAUCCAAGCCCAGAUCCAGGCACAGGCACAGCAGCAGGGUGGGGCAGUUCCCCAGCAGAUCAAACUGCAGCUGCCAAUCCAGAUCCAGCAGACAGGGGGGCAAAUCCAGGCCCACCAAAUCCAGAACAUGGUGACAAUACAGGCACCAGCGAGCGUCCAGGAGCAGCUCCAAAGAAUACAGCAGCAGCAGCAGCAACAACAGCAGCUGCAGCAGCAGCAGCAGCAGCAACAGCAGCAGCAACAGCAGCAGCAACAACAGCAGCAGCAACAACAACAACAACAACAGCAACAAAAACCAAAGAAGAAGAAACACCAGGAGGUUAAAAGGGAACAGAAAGAGCAGAGUCUGCAGGCCGUUAGCCCCGGGGAUGGCAUCCAAAAGCAGGUGGUCGUGAAGCAGAACGCUACAGCAGAACAGCUGAAACAGAAGAAGAGCCUGGCUGCCGCUGAGAGAGAGGAGAACCAGAGAAUGAUCGUGUGCAACCAGGUGAUGAAGUUCAUCCUCGACAAGAUCGAGAAGGACGAGAAGCAGGCGGCGAAGAAGAGGAAGAAGGAGGAGGUGGUGGAGCAGAAACGCUCCAGGCAGAACGCCACCAAGCUGACCGGGCUGCUGUACAAGCACAAGGAGCAGCUGAAGGCGGAGAUCCUGAAGAAGAGGGCCCUGCUGGACAAGGAGCUGCAGCUGCAAGUACAGGAGGAGCUGAGGCGGGACAUAGCCAGGCUACAAAAAGAAAAGGACAAAGCCAGAACCGCCAUCACUCAGGCCGCCGCAGCGACGAUCAAGGCGGCCUCUUCUCACUCCUCCCAUCCCUCUCACGCCACACAUUCCUCUCACAGUGCCCACGCGGCGACCUCGCCGUCCUCAUCGUCCUCGUCCCACAAACGCAAGAGGGAAGAGGAGCGGGACAAAGACAGGAUCAAAGACAGAGACCGGCACCACGACAAGGACAAGCAUCACGACAAGGACAAGAAGCGGGACCGGGACAAGGACCGAGACAGAUGUCGGGACCGAGACAAAGACCGAGACGGGGAUCGAGAGAAGGAGAAGGAGAAGGAGCGGGAGCGGGACAGACAUCGGGACAGAGACAAAGACAAGAACAAAGACAGGGACAGAGACAAGGACGGAGAUAAGGACGGAGACAAGGACGGAGAUUCCAGCUCGUCCAAACACAAGAAGAAGAAGAAGCUGUCUUCUACCUCAAAGGAUCACAAGAAGGACACCAAGUUGUACUGCGUCUGCAAAACAGCCUACGACGAGUCAAAGUUUUACAUCGGGUGCGACCUGUGCUCCAACUGGUUCCACGGCGUGUGUGUCGGCAUCACGGAGAAAGAGGCCAAGAAGCUGGAGGACUUUGUGUGCAAUGACUGCAAACGCGGUCAGGAGGGAGCGAGCAACGAGGAGUUGUUCUGCAUCUGCCGGACGCCGUACGACGAAUCGCAAUUCUACAUCGGCUGCGACCGCUGCCAAAACUGGUACCACGGCCGGUGCGUGGGCAUCCUGCAGAGUGAGGCCAAUCAAAUCGACCUGUACGUCUGCCCGCAGUGUCAGUCAACGGAGGACGCCAUGACAGUCCUCACGCCGCUCACCGACAAAGACUAUGAGGGGUUGAAAAGAAUACUACGCUCGUUACAGACUCACAAGAUGGCCUGGCCUUUCCUUGAACCGGUGGAUCCCCACGACGCACCCGAUUAUUACCGCGUCAUCAAGGAGCCGAUGGACUUUUCCACAAUGGAAACCCGCUUGCAAAAGCGACACUACCACAAGCUCACCGAGUUUGUGGCCGACGUGACCAAAAUCUUCGACAACUGUCGCUAUUACAACCCCAACGACACGCCGUUCUUUCAGUGCGCCGAGGUGCUCGAAGCCUUCUUUGUACAGAAGCUCAAAGGUUUCAAAGCGAGCAGAUUGUCAGAUUCUUAAGUGGGCCAGUCUAGCUGGAGUCUGGACUGGAUGCUGGGGGUCUCUAGUAAUAAUGAAAUGGGAACUUUCGAUUUACAGAACGGCAAACAAAAUAAAACAAAACAAAUCUGUUGAUAAAGAAAAAAAAAUUACACAAAAACACCAAUUGUGCUUUCAUGUAAAUUCCACCAAUUUAACUUUUUUUUUUGGUUACUACAAUAUUCAGUUUAGUCACAAUGGCAGCCAUGUUGAGAUGCGUUUACCAUGUAAUCGAGGGACAAGCUUUCUUCUCAUCAUGUCCUUAAAUCUGGCCUUUGUUGAACAGUCCUUUGUGUUUUCAGUGGGAUUUUAAAUGCAUUUGACUUCCUAACUUGUAUUUAUUUUCUGUUACACAUCUGAGUUGGAUUGGAUAAUGUGUUGACCUUGCCAGGUAUAAGAAACGUAUAUAAAGCUGCAUAUUUUAUUAUCUAGAGAUAUUUAUGAGAAGUUCUGUAUGUUACAUCCCUUUUGAGUUUGAUCGAGCUGGCUGUUAAGGUGGUUGUCUUGAAUGUACAUACUUUUUAUCAUGUACAGCGGUUGUAAGAUAUGUCUAACUCUUGUGUUUGAAUGUUUUUAAAAAGAAUUAUGAAGCAAAUCAUUUUAGAUGGUAUUAUUUUAUGAGACUAAAAUGUACUACAAAGAGCGAGGAAUCCUUGCUUCACACAGUAACCUCAGUUUGUAGUUGUGGAAGAUUUCCUUCACUAAUAAAAGCAUUCCCAGUGAAUUUACACCAACACGGCUUCAGGAUCCUCCGCCGACCUCUUUGCAUCCUCUGUUUGUUUUUUGUCGAGAUGUCGCGACCGUAAAUGAAAGAAAACUGCGAAGGGCUCUCAACUUUCCUCUCCCCUCUCUCCGCAUUCUGUAGGUCUCAUAACAACAAGCUACAGUGUUCGUCAGCCUCUUAGAAAGCACCGCACAUUGCUCAAACAAAAUGCACUUGCCAAGAAUAUGGCUUUUUCUGAACUGUAAACUCUGUGACAGACUCGGCCUCGUCCCGUGUGUGGGAUCAGCUCCCUUGACUGUCGGUGCAGCCAGCGCUGUUGCUCUCGCAGAGCUGUUCAGGCAGAGCUGUCCAUUUCAGCUCUAAGGGACCUUGUUUUUGUCUUUUUUGGACCUGUCUUCAUCAGUGGGACUGUACUGAGGAGCGCGAGCGACUGAGGCGUUUCAGAAGAAAAGUUUACCUCGGAGAAAAAGACUCUUAAGGAGCUCUCAUAUUUCUAUGUUUAUUUUUUGAUCUCGGCCUUUUUUCUUUUCUUUCUUGUUAAAAAAAAAAAAAAAACCCUCAGGCCAUCCUUGUGGUCAUCAUGUCCAAUGAGAAAUAGGAAAUGAAAUAAUGUAUCGAGAGUUUCUUGUCUAAAUUUCGGAUAUCGCAGUGGAACUUUUUAUUUUUUUUCUCCCGUUUCCACACAUUGUUUCGUCUGAAGUGGCAUGAAAGAGAGUUGUACUGAAUAGCUGGACUCCAGUAGUUUGCUUGGUUAAACUUCUAUAACCUCCUGAAAGUACAGUAAUAAGCUAUUGUAAAUGGACUGCUCUGCGGUAGUGACUGACUGAGGAUGAAGCAACAUAUUUGAAGGCUCCUGCCCUGUUUGUAAAAAAAAAAAACAAAAAAAAAAACAUUUCGACUUGAUUUCUUUUUCUUUUUUUGUAUUACAUCUGAAGAAAUAUUGAUGUAUAUGGAACUUAAUAAAAAUGAAAAGACUGAG
This is a messenger RNA of Anarrhichthys ocellatus (wolf-eel), 12267 nucleotides long. Its product is annotated as nucleosome-remodeling factor subunit BPTF-like. The transcript is spliced from 32 exons. Gene Ontology annotation, biological process: regulation of transcription by RNA polymerase II. NCBI's taxonomy places the organism in Eukaryota, Metazoa, Chordata, Actinopteri, Perciformes, Anarhichadidae. The coding region runs from base 377 to 10546 and encodes 3389 amino acids. Gene Ontology annotation, molecular function: RNA polymerase II cis-regulatory region sequence-specific DNA binding. The record is from RefSeq and is a predicted model, not a curated record. Gene Ontology annotation, cellular component: NURF complex.